AUGUCUACAGGUGAGGUGAAAAAGAUAGAAGAACCUUUAAUAUUUCAUACAUAUCCUUUGUGUAAAUACAGUGAUAUGAAGGAAGAAAUGAAGCAAGAAGCAAUGGAAAUAUGCGUUACAGCUACGGAGAAAUAUACCGAUAAUCAUGAACUAGCAGCUCGAAAUAUUAAAGAUAAUUUAGACAAAAGAUUCGGUGGUCCAUUUCAUGUGGUUAUUGGAGAAUCGUAUGCUUGUGCAGUUACGUAUCAAGCAAAGUCAUUAUUAUAUAUGUACAACGCUGGUAAUAUUGCCAUCCUUGUAUGGAGAACAGUUUCCACUUUUUAA
Molecule: messenger RNA, 324 nt
Organism: Bombus pascuorum
Lineage: Eukaryota; Metazoa; Arthropoda; Insecta; Hymenoptera; Apidae
Product: dynein axonemal light chain 4-like
Exons: 2
Coding region: 1-324 (107 amino acids)
Biological process (GO): microtubule-based process
Cellular component (GO): dynein complex
Molecular function (GO): dynein intermediate chain binding; dynein light intermediate chain binding
Source: RefSeq, a predicted model, not a curated record